Saxophila tyrrhenica is the source of this 3579-nucleotide messenger RNA. RefSeq lists its product as uncharacterized. Gene Ontology annotation, cellular component: chromatin. The transcript has 3 exons. Gene Ontology annotation, biological process: regulation of transcription by RNA polymerase II; DNA-templated transcription. Gene Ontology annotation, molecular function: RNA polymerase II cis-regulatory region sequence-specific DNA binding; zinc ion binding; DNA-binding transcription factor activity, RNA polymerase II-specific. NCBI's taxonomy places the organism in Eukaryota, Fungi, Ascomycota, Dothideomycetes, Mycosphaerellales, Extremaceae. The record is from RefSeq and is a predicted model, not a curated record. Bases 1 to 3579 code for a protein of 1192 amino acids.
AUGCAACCGGACGUCGUUCUCAAGGCCGAAGCGGACGCUGAAUCUCCGGAGUCCAAUAUCAACGUCUCAAGUGCGAAGGAUAGCAAGAGCGGCCGUCCUCAAUCAAAAGCAGGCGCCGGACAGAAUGGCGGAGCCAACGGUCAAUUUCCACCGCCCAAGACGGACAAGCCGAGACCACACAUCUGCAACACUUGUGGAAGGUCGUUCGCGCGACUAGAGCACUUGAAACGACAUGAGCGGUCUCACACGAAAGAGAAGCCGUUCGAGUGCGCAGAAUGUACGCGGUGUUUUGCGCGGAGAGACCUGCUCCUGCGGCAUCAGCAGAAGUUGCAUUUGACUGGGACACCAUCUUCCAAGCCGCGCAGUGGAAGGCGAGAGAGUGUCAGCAGCGCUGGUGUGGCCAGCGGCAGAGUACGCAAGAACUCUAUGGCAAAUGGCGCCAGCGGUCCUAAUGGCACUGGGAUCGGCCAUAGGCCACGAGCAAACACGAUCAGCCACAUCGAUCUCUCGGGACUCGGUAUGAUGGACACUCCGAGCUUCAGUCGGCUGAAUGCUUUGGGCCUUGGCCAUGUGAACAUGGGCGGUCUGCCUGGCCCGAUGAACAUGGACUAUCGCGGCAUGUCGACCGCCAUGGGCUCUCACGGCAACAUGGGGCUGCCGAAGCUUGACACUCAUGCGUUGAACAAUAUGGACAUGACAAACUCCCUGCGGACGGCUCCUCCACAACCCAGUUUUGGCGGCUUCGACAUAGACCAGCUUUUCAAUCCAGGUACUACGGUGAACCCGGCACAGCUCCAUUUCGGCGGAUCCUCGUCUACGAACCAGUUCAACAUGCCACCGCUAGAGCCGUUUACUGUCCAUCCAGCGAUCGACCCACAAGCGCAAAACGACGAUUUUGGCUGGAUGAAGAACUGGCAUAUGCAAGUCUCGCAAGACGGAAACGAGAAUGCCAUUGACGAAUCGUCGCCUUCACGCAUGAGCAGUGGGGAUAGCCCUGGCGACUGGACAGAGAGUAUGAGCAACAGCACAGCCGCCAUGCCAAUUCAGAACAACUUUCAAUGGGAGCAGCAUGAAAUGCAGAGACGGCAGUCUAUGGGGACGGGGCCAUUUCACCUGGAUUCCUUAGGCACGGGGCUUCCGAACUUGGAAAUGCAGCCAAAUACCAUCUCUCCGAGCACGCUGCAUGACCCGACUCCAACGGCCGAUGCGUACUUUCAGCAGGCAAUGAUGCAGCAACAGCAGCAACAACAACAACUAUCCCAGCAGUUUCAGCAACAGCAACAAAACCUACAGCAACCCGAGAUGAUUCAAGGACAGCAACAAAAUUUCUUCCCGACACCGCUCUCGCAGUUCAACUCGGAUAGCCCUAGCAUGUCUUCAUCGUCCAUAACUGGAAGUAAUAGACAAAGCUCGGUGACCUCUGUUUCCACGGACUCCAUCACGGACGCCACGCGACAAGCGCUGCUCCUCACUCUAUCACAGCCCUCCGUGUUUGGCCACAAUCCUAGAAAGUACUCGCAGCCAAACAUCAGCUCCCCUCUCUCACCAAGUGGAGGAGCUCGAGGGUCGAUUCCAGGUCCCAGUCUCCCCAGCACUAAAGAAAUCCGACGAUUUGUAGAGGCGUUCAUCCAGUACGCGCAUCCGCAUAUCCCAGUCACGCACGUCCCGACACUAUCCUUCGAGUCUAUCGAAGCCAGCAUCAAGGGCGGGUCGCCCUCCAGCAGCCUGGGCGGUGGCGGCGUCGGGGGCGGUGCCGGAUGCCUCGUGCUGGGGAUGGCGGCCAUCGGCGCACUCUACGAAUACGAACAUCCGGCGUCUAAGGAACUCUUCAAUGCGGCGAAGAAGAUGAUCACGCUGUAUCUGGAGGAGAGGCGGAAGGCCGACGUGACCGCGGCAGUCAGCGGCUCGAACGCUGGAAGCGAUGGACAUCCCCAUACGCCCCUGUGGCUGGUUCAGGCCAUGUUUCUUAACGUGAUAUACGGUCAUCAGUGUGGGGAUAAGACGGCCGCGGACAUUGCGAGCAACCACUGCGCCGCCUUGGUCAGUCUCGCGCGCGCUGCUGAUCUCGCUCAGCCGCAGAGUACAGGCACGCCGAGUAGUGACGACGCGCAGAAUGGCACGAAUGAUGUGGAGAUGAGCGAGUCGAGCAUUGCACCUGGAGACAGCGUGUCGCGGCAUCAAAGCGCCGAGACGGACCUUCACACUCAAUGGAUCACGUGGAAGAAUGCGGAAGAGCGCAAGAGGACGCUUUUUGCAAUCUUCAUUGUGUCCAGCUUGUUGACGACGGCGUACAAUGCUACGCCAACAAUCAUGAACUCGGAGAUUCUGCUCGAUCUGCCUUGUGACGAGGAGCUGUACUCUGCUGGAAGCGCGCAGGAGUGGCAAGAUCGUGGUGGACUUGUUGCGGCAGAACAGAACACCAUGUCGUUCGCUACCGCGCUAAGCACGCUUCUCACAGCGAACCAGCGGCAAGGCAGGAACUACACUUCCACGGCGUACAACUCCAACAACCCACUCGGAGCGCUGCAAGCUGGUGAUGGCCUAACGGACAACGAUUUCAGGCCCAGCACGUUCGGAUGCCUCGUCCUCAUCAACGCUCUUCACAACUACAUCUGGGAGACUAGAAGCAGACAUCACGGAAGACAAUGGACGCCGCAGGAGACGGAGUCGAUGUUCUCACACAUUGAACCUGCGCUCAGCGCUUGGCUGGAGGCUUGGAAGUCGAACGAGCACCACAAACUCGAAAGACCGAAUCCGUUCGGCAUGGGACCGCUUUCAGCAGACAGCAUUCCACUGCUGGACCUCGCUUUCGUGCGGCUGUUCGUCAAUCUGGGGCGAUCUAAAGAGGCAUUCUGGCACCGCGACUUUGACCAGAUGGCCGAUGAGCUCGCUCACGGGUCGGAGAUUGUGCAGCACGCUGAAGGUACCCCAAGUGCACCAUCUGAGCAAGAAAGAUCGAACCGAGAUGGCAAUUCUCCUGCAAACAACGCUGUCCAGAGGCGACCUUCUCAGGACCCCAAUCCUGAACAAGCCAUCUCGAGGCGCGAACGCCAUCUCCGGAAAGCUGCGUACUACGCAGCGGAUUCUCUGACCAUGGCCUGCACCUACAGCCUCACAUACUGCGACGCCGCCUCGCACGAGCUCCCCGUUCAAUCGGCCAUGUGCUUCUUCGACUGCGCCCAAGUCCUAGCCGAAUGGGCCUGCACCGUCCAAGAACGCGUCGGAUGCUACCUCGGCGUCCUCGGCCGCGACCCUGUUGACUAUACCCAAGUCCCGGCUAUCAUGAUGCUGCAAGCAGAAGAUGUCGAGCUUUUCCGCAAAAUCGAGCGCAUCUGCGAGAGCUUUGAGGCAAAGCGGUUCCAGCACGAGAAUCUGUUGGCUAUGGAGACGCAGAGCUUGAGCGCUAUGAGUAACGUGAAUCUGGGAUUGUGUGGGUACGGGAGCAAGAUUUUGAGGAUCACGGCUAUGAUGUUGGAGAAGGCUGUCGUUUGGCCUGUUACACACGUCAUGGCUAAGGCCCUCGACACUCAGGCCGCCCACAUGGAUCGCCGGGCUGAGGAGUCCACGAUGUCCAACUGA